UCUUGAAACACCAUUGGUACAGUGAUGAAGCUGUUCGUCGAGACUCAGAGUGGCUCAUCCUUCGAGAUUGAAGUGGAUCACAAGGAUACACUGUCAGAGGUCAAACAGAAGAUCGAGAAGUGUCAACGUAUCCUUGUUUCCAAACAAACCCUUCUCUUCGACGGCAUAGUUCUUCAAGACGAUCUUAAUGUCGAACAAUACAAGAUCGUCUACGAAUCUCGUCUCCAACUCUUCGUGUCUCCAGACCAUAACCUUAAUCACAAUCAACCCGAGCAAUCUCCUCCACCGUCAAACUCGACAGAACAGAUCAUCGCCGGUCAUGAUCAAGAUUCGACUGCAACAGAAAAUGUCAUCAACCCUUAUUAUCAAGAUUCGACUGUGCCUCAGACCGAGCAAUCUCCAUCGUCAAACUCAGUCGAAGAGAUGAUCACUAACAUUCAAGAUUCGUCUGUGAAGGAGAGAAUCCGGAACAAAAGGAUUGUCGUAUACGUUUUGCCGUAUUCAGGUGAGAGUGAAGCUGCCAAGGAGAUUCCGGUGGCUGUGAGUGUGAAGAUGAACGAUAACGUGGAAGAACUGAGGAACGAGUUGGUUAAGAUAGACGAGAGGGGUGAGUUGAAUCUGCCUGAAGAAGGGUAUUUUCUUAUACACAAAAACAGAGUACUGAACGAGAAUCUCUCAUUCUGGGUGGUUGGUGUUGAUCACGAAGAUACAAUUCAGAUCCUUCCUACACAUCUUACUCGUGGCUCUUUUAUCCUUGACUCUUCUUAA
This is a messenger RNA of Camelina sativa (false flax), 768 nucleotides long. The record is from RefSeq and is a predicted model, not a curated record. NCBI's taxonomy places the organism in Eukaryota, Viridiplantae, Streptophyta, Magnoliopsida, Brassicales, Brassicaceae.